Molecule: messenger RNA, 1038 nt
Organism: Alternaria ventricosa
Lineage: Eukaryota; Fungi; Ascomycota; Dothideomycetes; Pleosporales; Pleosporaceae
Exons: 2
Coding region: 1-1038 (345 amino acids)
Source: RefSeq, a predicted model, not a curated record
AUGGUCCAGUGGAAGUUUCCCGAACGACCCGUUCUUGCUGGGUACUCUGGUUCUGUCAUGACGCCCGACAAACCGGCAAAUACAUCUCAAAUCGGACCUUUCCUCGUCGAGGCGGCUACAUUGCUUGGUAUCACCGUCACUAUUCGUGCCCACGAUCUGCGACGAGGCGCCGCACAAGACAUAUCGAGACUGGGGCAUAUCAUCCCUUCUACAAGGGACGAGGGUCUAGCAAGGUCAUACCUUGGCCAUUUACAUCACUCGUUGGACCGAGAUGAGACGUCCAAGUAUGUAGGUGCCGAAGAACGCGACUUCUGGGCUCCCCGAGUAUAUAAUCAGCACAACGACCCAUUCACCACGCCUUUGAUGGACACACCUCCAGAUGAACUGGAGCCUAUUGCCAAGCGGAAGGUCCAGGCGACGCAGAUAGAUCGGGUUCAAGCCGCCCGAAAAGCACGAGCAGAGAUGCCCCGCGUGUUGUUCGAUGAGCGGACCGGCUCCUUGUCUCCAUUGCACCAAAGCGCCAUUGGCGAAUACGGCAACAGCGGUGGCCUCGACAACGACAGCGACGUCGACAGCGUUCUCGGCAAUGACGAGGACAUAACCUUUGCGGACAUCGUACCCCAAAUCGCCACUGGCGAUUUCGAUGUCAACGGCAUAUGUGAUGAGAACGAUAGCUCAAGCGAUAGCUUGUUCAGCGACGACGAACAAGAGAGCAGAGGAGCAAUAAGGUCCGCCGCUGAUCUAGCGAUACGACAUCGUGAUCUCAUUGCAACCGACCGGGUACCUGCAGGAGUACAGCCUGGACAGCCUACUAGGGAAGAAAUCAUCAAUAUGGCGCCAUUAAAACAUGUGGCUACAUUCUCGACUAUCAACACUGUCAACGAUCAUAGGAUUAUUACCCUGUCGGAUGUUGGAACCUCUCUACUGGCACCGAAUGGUAUCGGGAAGAACCCUGUCUCCCUUUACAUGCAUUACUGCAGGAAUAGAUCAGUAAACGGCUGUGACUUCGUGACCAAAGGGUGUCUAGACUUUCCUUGA